AUGGUUGAAACGACUCAAAUGGAGGAGCUUUUGAAAAGGCCGCUCUAUGUGUAUGAUCUACCGCAAGAACUUCUUGCCAGUUUAACGGCCAAGACUACCAGCCAACCUGUCACCGAACAAGAACCCGAACCAACCCCGGCAGAGCUCGAAUUAGCAGCGCAGGAGUCUGCGAUCGCAACGUCCAACCUAUGCUCCCUCUGCAAAGUCUCUUACAACAAUGUGCAGGAGCAGCGCAGCCACGUCCGCUCAGACCACCACCGGUACAACAUCAAAGCCCAGUUGCGCGGAAAUGCGCCGUUAGAGGAAAUUGAAUUUGCCAAAGCCAUCGGAGAACUAGAUGAAUCUAUAUCUGGGUCCGAGUCAUCAGAGACAGAGGAGGAGGAUGCGAACGAGGGCCCAGGCACAACACUGUCAGCCCUGCUGAAAAAGCAGGCCAAGCUGUCCCACCCGAAUGAGGAUUUGGAUACAGAAGGAGUACCAAGUACUCCGAAACAUCCCCUCUUUUGGCUAUCUAGCUCGGGUCUCCCGUCAAACAAGUCUCUGGGGAUCUACAGAGCCAUUUUUUCAAAUGCCGAGCAAGACGAGCCCGCUCACUUGGUUGAUACCCUGCGACGAAAGCAGCUUGCGCCGAUUAAGGCGCGCACCAACAACGCGAGCAAGGCGCAAGAUCCCGCCGCUUCAGGCCCUCAUAUCUUUAUGUGCAUGAUCGGCGGUGGCCAUUUCGCGGCUAUGUUGGUCUCGCUGGCACCAGAGAUUCACCGAAAGCAAGGCGGAGUAGAAGAUAGACAGGCUCGGGUUAUUGCACACAAAACCUUCCACCGAUACACGACGCGGCGAAAGCAGGGUGGCUCGCAGUCUGCCAGUGAUGCAUCCCGUGGAGCUGCCCAUUCGGCAGGUUCGAGUCUGCGCCGGUACAACGAGGCGGCACUUGAAAAGGAUAUUAGGGAGGUGCUUUCGGAUUGGCGCCAGAUGAUUGACACCGCCGAGCUGUUGUUUGUCCGAGCUACGGGAAAGCAGAAUCGAAAGACUCUUUUCGGUCAAUAUGAUGGACAGGUUCUCAGGCAGAACGACCCCAGACUGCGCGGGUUCCCUUUCAACACUCGUCGCGCGACUCAAGGCGAGCUCAUGCGUUCUUUCAAGGAGUUGACCCGAGUGAAGGUCAGCGAAGUGGACCAAGCCGCACUGGCUGCGGCCGAAGCCAAGCGGCGCGAGGAAGAAUUAAAACCAUCUACACCUACCCCGAAACCGCAACCCCAAAAGCCAAAACUAUCGAAAGAAGAAGAAGCUGCGUUGCUGCAUACUUCCCAACUGCAAGCACUUAUCCGUCGCUCAAAGAUUCCUGCUUUAAUGUCUUAUAUCUCAAACAACUCCAUACCUCCAUCGUUCACUUUCACGCCCGCCGAUCUGCCACAAAACUUCCGCUGUCCCACGCCCCUUCACCUCGCCGCAAACCUUGACGCACCAGCCGUGGUCACGGCCCUCCUUACAAAAGCCGGGUCUGAUCCAACGGUGGUCAACAACGAGGGCCGGACUCCAUUCGAACUCACCGGUGACCGGGCUACCCGCGACGCCUUCCGCAUUGCCCGCCACGAUCUCGGCGAGUCAAAAUGGGACUGGGAAGCAGCCAAGGUUCCAUCAGCGGUGUCCAAAGCUGACGCACAAAUUCGGGCCGAGAAGGAACGCAAAACUGCCGAGGAGGAAGAAUCAACCCGGCGUAAAGCUAGUUUGGAUCGCUUGAAACGGGAGGAGGCUGAGAAGGCAGCGAAGCCCAGAACUACCAAGUCAGGUGGUCGUACUGUUGGUGCUGUUGAGAAGACUGUUGCCGAAAAGAGAGACGAGGAGACGCGAGGCAUGACGCCGGAGAUGAGAAUGCGGUUGGAGAGAGAGCGCAGAGCAAGAGCUGCGGAAGAGCGCUUCCGGAGAAUGCAAGGUCAAUGA
Molecule: messenger RNA, 1938 nt
Organism: Penicillium paradoxum
Lineage: Eukaryota; Fungi; Ascomycota; Eurotiomycetes; Eurotiales; Aspergillaceae
Product: putative C2H2 finger and ankyrin domain protein
Exons: 2
Coding region: 1-1938 (645 amino acids)
Source: RefSeq, a predicted model, not a curated record